Messenger RNA from Gordionus sp. m RMFG-2023, 414 nucleotides. RefSeq lists its product as uncharacterized. The record is from RefSeq and is a predicted model, not a curated record. NCBI's taxonomy places the organism in Eukaryota, Metazoa, Nematomorpha, Gordioida, Chordodea, Parachordodidae. Bases 1 to 321 code for a protein of 106 amino acids. The transcript is spliced from 12 exons.
AUGUGUGAAGAAGAAGAUUACUUGAAUAAUACUGACCUUUUCAUUGGAUCUUCAAAUGUUUGGAUUGGAAUAAAAUUGGGAAAUGAAAACAUUACUCUUAACCUAAAUGGGAAUUACAAUGCAUCGUCUCUAACAGAAACUACAGGACACGUACAUAAUUUAGCUGCGAUACUAAAAGCAAUAAAAGGCGAAGACGGUACCCUAACCAUAUCCAUAGGAAAUAAAACAUACCAGGAAUCAGUCUCUGGACUAGUUGGAAUUAUAUCUUUUAUGGGAGUUAAACCAUACCUUCUGCUGUUAAAUGGAACCAAUAUGUUAUAGAUGGAAGAAUAACUAACCAAUUAAAACCAUUUUAUUUAUAAUAAUUUUUCUUGGGCAUUUAAUUGUUUUUGGGAUUAAUAUUAAUUGUUCUUG